UCUUUUACUUUGAAGUUUAGAAUUGGCAGGCGUUCCCACAUUGUUCGCUUUAUUCUAAUCGAACGAAUCCAGGGCAUUCCCAUAAUCGACUUAGACCUUCGCGCAUUGAGAGAAGAACGCCAAAAAUUCUUGAAACAGAUUGUCGAUGUGGAAUGCUCAUUCUAUAGCAGGAACAUGAUACACGAGGACUUAUACCCACGGAAUAUACCUAUCAAGCAUGAAGGAGACCAGAGAACGCCGGAAAUUGUGACCGUCGACUUUGGAUCGUUGAUCUCCGGACGCACUCGUAACCCAGAAAACGUUGAGGAAGAGCAACGACACCUCCCGAGGACUCCAAUUAGCCCAUUGUUUAGAUGGAAAAUCGUGGUGAACCGUCAGUAUACCUUUGAUGAGCGGAUCCACUGGCCAUGGCAACCUUGUCUUGAAGAGCAAUACAAAGACACAGUGGCAUGCAUGAUGCAGGAGAAGUGA
This is a messenger RNA of Aspergillus ruber CBS 135680, 471 nucleotides long. RefSeq lists its product as uncharacterized. The annotation marks the transcript as partial. NCBI's taxonomy places the organism in Eukaryota, Fungi, Ascomycota, Eurotiomycetes, Eurotiales, Aspergillaceae. The transcript has a single exon. The record is from RefSeq and is a predicted model, not a curated record.